AUGGCAAUGAUGAUCUCUCCAACUGCAACUCCUACCAAUAGUAAUACAUGUACUACUACUACUAAGAGAUCUACUCGAUCCGAGUGGCUGUUAGUGCUAGCAGUGUCAGUUUGUUUUGUGCUGCUGGAUGUGAGUUACUUGGCAAUAAGAAAUUCCAGUCCUUCCAUUCCAAGUGCUGCUAGUGUUACUACUGGUAUUGUUAAAAGUGGUAGAAGACAACUGGGAGAGACAAAGAAGAUUGAAGAAACCCAAUAUGUGGAGUUUGACGCCAAGGAUCGGAUCAGCAAGCUACGUAUGUUUGCACUGAGUGAUUAUACCGUGUUGGGUCCAACGCAGUUUCCGACUCCCACGCGUUGCAUCCAACGAUCUCUGGCAUCUGGCACUGGCAAUAGCGGUGGUCCCACAGUAGUAGAAGUGGCUCCCAUUAUCAAACCCGUCUUGGGCCAACACCGUUCCGAUCAUGAUGCUGUCUUUGCCUUUGCCGCCGAAUACGACUUGUCCAUUUACCAGGGAUUCAUCUUGUCGUUGCGAAAAACGGGAUUCCAAGGUGACAUUGUCUUGGCCGUUUCACCACUCGAUUUGGCCAAUCCCGAUACCAACGAUAAACCGACCGAUCGACAAAUCCAAUUGCACUCCUUUUUUGCAUCUGAUCCACACGUAAUCAUCUACGUGGUUCCCUUUGUCUGUUACAAUGCCGAAGGACAAUCCACCGAAUCUGCCAAGGGUGGCAUUCGCAUCUGUCAUUGUCACGUCUUAUAUGGAACACGCAAUGUCACUCAACCCAAUAAGGAUCGACACAUUGAGUAUUCGGCCACCGAAUGGAAACCCAUUCCGGACUUUCGAGAAGCACGGCCCGUUGCCACUACCCGUUACGAACUCUAUUGGAUUUGGAGUACCCAGUAUCAACCUCAUACUUGGCAAAUGCUCGUCGAUGCCCGGGACACCUUCUUUCAAGAAGAUCCCUUUGCAUCCGUACCACGAGAACCAAACUUGCAACGAAAAAAUGGUGUCAUUUUCUUCUUUGGGGAAAACGCAGAAGCCACUCGCAUUGGAAAAUCCGACAAGAAUCGAAAAUGGUUGACCAACGCAUACGGGCUCAAAGUCAUUCGAGCCAUGGAAGACAAACCUACAAUCUGCUCGGGGGCGACCAUGGGAGAACAAAUUGCACUCGAAACAUAUCUCAGAGCCAUGGUCAAUGAAUUUGAUGAAACCGAAAUUAGACUCAUGGGAGCCGAUCAAGGAUUUCACAACUACCUCUAUUACAGUGGAAAACUACAAUACGCCGAACGCAUUCGAUCCAUUACCGUUUUUGAUCAAGGACGCGGCAUUGUCAACAAUAUGGGUGCCAUGCGGACCAAAGAACCCAACGAAUGGGGCAAUGGUAAACUCAUUCAGACGGAAGCGAAAUCGGGAGAUCAAGUCGUAUUCAAUUGGGAUGAAACCAUUAGUCCCGUCGUGCAUCAAUUUGAUCGAUUCAAACCCCUCGGACGAUUCUUUUAUCGGGUCAAAACCAAAGAGUUGGCCAAGGAUUGGGAACAGCGGCAAGCUGACAAGAAGAAAAAGAAGAAAGUAUAG
This is a messenger RNA of Seminavis robusta, 1575 nucleotides long. Lineage: Eukaryota; Bacillariophyta; Bacillariophyceae; Naviculales; Naviculaceae. The record is from the annotation of a GenBank genome assembly.